AUGCCAGAAGAGACUUUCUCUCGUUUUCCAGCGAUCAGGCCCCGCACUCUCAUUCCAGAGGAUGAUGAUCCGCGCAGGCCUGAGAUUAUCCCUAUAGAGUCGCAGAACUUUCCGGGACCUGGAAUGCUGGCAGUAACAGUUCACAGGGGUAUGGGCUUAUCAGUCCCACAAUUUGAAGCAGUAUCCAAGCAAUCUGAAAGACGUCGGUCUAAUCGCUGGAGCAUGCCCUAUACUAUCCUGGAGUGCGAUGGAUCUGAAGUCUCUAUCAGCGCCUUUGAUGGGACCAAAGAAAGCCCAAAUUGGAGACCAACGGGAAAGAAGACGUUUGACAUUUUCAGAGCCACACAGUUGACAAUACGUCUAUAUGCGAGAAACCCGAACAGUUGGUACAAUGAAAGAAGUCAGGAUGUAUUUAUUGGUUCCGCGAAAAUGAACCUUGCUUUAGGAGACGACGACUCUCAUCAAAUGGAAUGGCUGACAAUCGAGAAUGGCACUGGAAAAUUGCUUGUUGAGAGCGAAUAUAGCAAGAACAAGAGUCUGCAAAUCCAAGUUUGGGAGGAAUCCCAUUCCAUUGGACACAGUCGCUUCAAAUCUGUGUAUAAACUCAAGAAAGACUCAACUAAACGCUUCUAUGCAUCCACCACUAUCCAGAAAGACACCAUUUUAUCACAUUCCCCUGACAUACUACGGUCAUUACCCCUUUCACCAAUCAACAAUAUCCCCUUUAUCGCACCACUCAAAUUCAUCGCACAAACACGCUCAUAUAUCUCUUUAUACUGGCCGUUCAUUUCAGGUGGACACCUUUUCUACCAUCUGCAACAAGCGUUACUGUUUGAGGAGGACAGGGCAAGAUUGUAUGCUGCAGAGAUGCUUAUCGCACUGGAGCAGCUACAUGAAGUAGAUCCUUCUUAUCACGAGUUGAAGCCCAAGAAUAUUCUCCUUGAUUCCGUGGGCCAUGUUGUUCUGUGCGAUCUAGGCUUUUUGCAUCUAGAGACAAGUGACAUGGAAAAAACGAUUGAUGUUACGUUAGACUACCAAGCUCCUGAAUUACUUUCGAGAAAAGGUAUAUUAUCAACUGAGACUUCCACCAGCGCAUCAAAGUGGUGGACGUUGGGGUCUUUCCUGUUCGAGAUGCUGACAGGCUUGCCUCCGUUUUACGACGAAGACGCAGAGCAAAGACAUCACAAUAUCCUCUCAGAACAACCUCUUGAGAAAUCCAAAUAUCUAUCAGAAUCCGCACACGAUCUUCUGAACAAGCUUCUUUCUCGCAAACCAGAAGAUCGACUAGGAGUGAGACAUGGGGCAGCUGAAAUUAAGGCUCAUCGCUUUUUCGAUGACCUUGAUUGGGAUAAAGUUGCACAGCGGGAAUAUGAACCUGCUUUCAAGCCUCAUAAAUGUGAGAUGGUCUUUUCACAAGAAAAAUAUCCUCCACAGACAACAUGGGAGGAUAUUGUCGCGGCUUGGAACUAUAACAACCCUCCAAGUGAGAACGCGCCUCCAAGCAUCAAAGGACUGACUGUGGUUGAAUCCCAUGAAGGAUCGACUGAGCAGAAGGCAGCUGAGCAGAAAGAUGACUGGGAGUUGAUAUGGCAACGCCAGAGCCAAAAAUUCCAUUUCUAUAAUCGCUCCACAAAGACCGAAAAGCCCAUAAACUCAAACCGAGAGAAGCAGUCUCAAAAUCGAUCGUCCAAAGCUAGAUCUAAAAAGCGCCAGGGCAUAGCUACCAAUUUCAACGCCAACAACGUCGAUACUUCUUCACCAGAUGCAGCGCAAUGCCAGGAGGCAUUCGAAGCAGUGCUGGAAAAUCAAUAUAUGCACCUGUUGCCCAAGCUGCUGAAAGAGUAUAGCAUCAAUCUUGACAUUGAACUCAAGUUUGCCCGGACAACACCAAUACAUUAUGUCACAAAGUUGGGAGACGUUGAGACCGUACGACUAUUCCUCGAGAAUGGCGCCGACGCUAACCAGGAUCAUUCAUGUGUUUUGGGAGGCCAAACUUUACUUACCGCAGUAAAAAAAGGAAACCAAGAGCUCACAGAAAUCCUUGUUCAAAGAACAGACCGCGUGCCUCGCACCAGAGCGUUGGCGCAUGCCGUCAGCAAAAAUGAUCUCCCGAUUAUCAAUACCUUGCUCGCGAACGGGGCCAAAUGCGAUUUUGAAGAUUCAGAUCGACCACAAGGCCCCGGUGCUUGCGUGGACGGUUUGGAGUGGGAGCUGGAUGCAACAAUAGAAGACAUAUCCGAGCCGGACGAGUACAUCCCACCACUCGUUAGGGCUAUCCUUUUUGGUGACGUGGACCUUGUGCAGUUGUUACUCGAUCAUGGCGCAGAUCCCAAUAUCGGCUAUCACGAUCUGAGCAACUUCGAGCCGGGUUUCACUUUCAUGGAUAUGUCUGAACGAUUUUACAUGUGCUGUGGGAGACCAAUACAGGUGGCCAUGGAGCUGGGAUAUCGAGACAAAGUUCAGGUAUUGCUUAGUUACGGCGCAGAUAUCGACCUUCCUCAGCCAGUUUGGCAGCAUCAUGACUGCAAAAUGAUACCAAGGGAAAUGCAUCACAAAAUCAUAGCUAGACUUAGGUCAGAGGCAGGAUCGGUAGCUGCCUAA
Talaromyces atroroseus is the source of this 2601-nucleotide messenger RNA. RefSeq lists its product as hypothetical. Gene Ontology annotation, biological process: protein phosphorylation. Gene Ontology annotation, molecular function: protein binding; protein kinase activity; ATP binding. NCBI's taxonomy places the organism in Eukaryota, Fungi, Ascomycota, Eurotiomycetes, Eurotiales, Trichocomaceae. The transcript is spliced from 2 exons. The record is from RefSeq and is a predicted model, not a curated record. The coding region runs from base 1 to 2601 and encodes 866 amino acids.